Pneumocystis murina B123 is the source of this 348-nucleotide messenger RNA. RefSeq lists its product as hypothetical. The record is from RefSeq and is a predicted model, not a curated record. NCBI's taxonomy places the organism in Eukaryota, Fungi, Ascomycota, Pneumocystomycetes, Pneumocystales, Pneumocystaceae. Bases 1 to 348 code for a protein of 115 amino acids. Gene Ontology annotation, cellular component: catalytic step 2 spliceosome; U4/U6 x U5 tri-snRNP complex; precatalytic spliceosome. Gene Ontology annotation, molecular function: RNA binding. Gene Ontology annotation, biological process: mRNA splicing, via spliceosome. The transcript has 3 exons.
AUGCUAUUUUAUUCGUUUUUUAAAACACUUAUUGACACACAAAUAGUCGUAGAAUUAAAAAAUGAUUUAUCUAUAAAAGGCAUUCUAAAAUCUUGUGACCAAUUUCUAAAUCUACGAAUUGAUGAUUGUCAAGUUUUAGAAGAAUCAAAAUAUCCGCAUUUGAGCUCUGUAAAAAAUAUGUUUAUUCGGGGAAGCGUUGUUAGAUAUGUACAUUUGCCUUCAGAAAAUGUUGAUACAGCUCUUCUCGAAGAUGCAACUCGUAGGGGUGAUACAGCUUAUAUUUAUAUAGAUUCAUUAGCUAAAUUUUUUACAGAAGCUCAAAUUCAAAGUCAAAAAAAUGAGCGAUGA